Mauremys reevesii (Reeves's turtle) is the source of this 3197-nucleotide messenger RNA. RefSeq names its product solute carrier family 16 member 6 (gene SLC16A6). Bases 141 to 1736 code for a protein of 531 amino acids. The transcript has 7 exons. Gene Ontology annotation, molecular function: monocarboxylic acid transmembrane transporter activity. Gene Ontology annotation, biological process: transmembrane transport; monocarboxylic acid transport. The record is from RefSeq and is a predicted model, not a curated record. NCBI's taxonomy places the organism in Eukaryota, Metazoa, Chordata, Testudines, Geoemydidae.
UCCCGCACCAUGCUGCCGAUCCGCGGCUGAGCUCGCCUGCACCCCGCUCUGGCGUGGGGGGUCCCGCCGCCGCCUCCUCCCCCAGCAGCAGCAAACCUGGUCUGCUUUGGAGAGGGUCCUCGGAGAGCAGACGAAGCAGCAUGGAGAACCAGAGCAGAUUAAGAAUGACUGUCAAGGCUAUAAAAAUGUUGUGCACCACCCCAAAUAUUUAUACUAAAGUGCCUGAUGGAGGAUGGGGAUGGACUGUUGCUUUUGCUUUCUUUGUUGUGGAAGCACUUACAUACGGUAUUAUAAAAUCAUUUGGAGUCUUCUUUAAUGAUUUGAUGGAAAGCUUUGAUGAAACCAACAGCAGGAUAUCGUGGAUAAUUUCAAUAUGUGUGUUUGUACUAACUUUUACAGCUCCCUUGUCUACAGUCCUGAGUAACCGUUUUGGUCAUGGUCUUGUGGUGAUGGUCGGAGGGAUACUGAUCAGUACUGGAAUGGUCGCAGCCUCCUUUGCACGCACAGUUGUCGAGAUGUAUAUCACGAUUGGCCUAAUUUCUGGCUUGGGCUACUGUCUGUCUUUCCUCCCGACUGUCACCAUUUUGUCACAGUAUUUUGACAAACGGCGUUCACUGGUCACUGCAGUGGCAUCCACAGGAGAAUGUUUUGCUGUCUUCUCUUUUGCGCCAGCUAUCACCUCAUUGAAGGAGCAGAUUGGUUGGAGAUACAGUCUCCUGAUUGUUGGGGUGCUACAGUUAGGCAUUGUCAUCUGUGGAUUACUGCUGCGGCCUAUUAUUAUCCAAGCACAGGAAGAAGUGAAAGUGUUACCAACAGAAGAGCAAACAGAGACUAAGUAUAUGCUUGAAAAUGAGCAAACACGCACCUCAAUAGAUUCAAUUGACUCAGGAGUAGAAGUAUCUACCUCACCCAGCAGUGUGCCUGGAAACACCAAAGCAGAGCUGAAAAGUGAAGAACCAAAGGAAACCAUACAGAUGCUUGUUGAAGCUAGCAGCUCCCCUAAAGAACCAAAAAUCCAACUCCUGGACUUCUCUGUGAUGAAAGACCACGGCUUUAUUUGUUAUGCACUUUUUGGUCUAUUUGCUACUCUGGGAUUCUUUGCUCCAUCACUCUACAUCAUUCCUCUUGGCAUCAGUCUUGGUAUCGAUAAGGAUCGUUCUGCAUACAUAUUGUCUGCAAUGGCCAUUGCUGAAGUCUUUGGAAGAAUUAGUGCCGGUUGGGUCCUCAACAAGAAGCCUAUCCGCAAGAUUUACAUUGAACUCAUAUGUGUCAUUCUGCUCUCCAUAGCUCUGUUUGCCUUCCCUCUUGCCUAUGAAUUUUGGGGACUGAUGAUAUGUAGCAUAUUUUUUGGGUUCAUGCUUGGAACUGUAGCGGGCACACACAUUCCAAUGUUAGCCGAAGAUGACGUGGCUGGUAUAGACAGGAUGUCUUCUGCAGCAGGAGUAUAUGUCUUCAUUCAGAGUUUAGCUGGGUUGGCUGGACCACCCCUUGCAGGGGUGCUAGUGGACGUGACACAGAACUACAGAUCAGCAUUCUACUCCUGUGCUGCUGGUAUGGUACUGGGUGCCGUGUUUCUGUCCUUAGUAAGACCAUGCAAGACAGUACUGUGUCAAGGUCAGAAGCAGGGCUUAGAAGAAAAUGCAUCAGAAGCUUUACAAGACAUACCCGAUGACUUUAUUGAAAUGGAUCUUGGAAAAACAGAUGAUUCAGUAAGAAGCUGUGAUAGCAUAGCAUGAAAAAGCUGGUCCUUAUAAAUCCAAUACGCUCUUUGUUAAAUCUGGGAAAAACAAGUCAGCUCUGCUCCAUGUUCUAAAACUAUACUUCAAAGGGAAUGCAACAUUUUAAUGUGAAAAAGUUGCCAUCAACUAUUUUGGAAAGAUUGCUUUUAUUUUUUUUAAACCAGCAAUGGUAGGUUCCAUAUGAGAGAUGGCCACGCAUUGCUAGCUACAUAAGAAUACUCCUGUCCCGCAUGAAGAGAUGUGGUUCACAUUUCUGCUUUCCUAAUACAUGACACAUAAAAGUUCUAUGCUCUUAAGUGGAAAACAAAGUUGUAUGAAAGAAAAUCAGAAGUGGCCCCUACAACUAAAUCUAUUAGGUCACAGUCUUUUGUGAUUGCCUGGCAGGCUUUCCAAACUGUAAAUCUUACUCAAUCAACAGAAUAAAUAAUGCAGAAGAAAUUAUUUAAUAAAUAAAUAUAAUUUGAACUCGAGCUUUCUAUCAGAAGGACAUGGACUCUUGUUUCAGAUCAUUGUAACAAGACCUGGGGGCAGUAGGGUAGGCUAAUUAGUUAAAGUAGAAUUACUGGUAAAUUGUUUUUUAGUUAACUUGAAUUUUGUAAAUGCUGGGAAGUUGGAGGUUACCACUUAUUUUUAUGGCCAGUUAUUACUGCAGAUAUUUCACUCUAAAGUUAUUUCUCUACAAACUAGCAUCCUAAGAAUCGUUUCCUGUUGCUAGCAAGAUGUAUUGUCUUUAAUUUAAACCAGUAUUUAUUAUUUAAGUUAUUCUAGGAUUGUUAAAGGCUAUCAGAUAAAUAAUUUGAAUUGGAGAGAAAAAAAUAUCUGAUUUAGCAGAAAACCUUUUUACCUCUUUGCAUCAACCCUUUCAAUGCCUAUCUUGUAAACUCAGUUUUGUUUUGAAAAUCACAGGUUGUUGUGAAUGCUGCCUGAUUUUACUAUGGUGGUCUUAAACAACUAUGCUCUUAAAAUAAUUCUGUGGUAAACUGAAUGUGAGAUACUAUCCAUCUUUUAAUAGACUGUAGGUCAUAGGCUCAGCUGCUGUAAACUGAUAUAGCUCCACUGAAUAACACUAGCUGGGAAUCUGGUCCUGUAUGAUUAGCACCUAAACAUACCUACAACUUUCACUUACCACAGCUGCACAUAAAGGAAUCUUUGUAGCACUACUGAAUUAACAUGAAUAAAGUCAGUGCAGCUAAUAUGAAAUAGUAAAGGCACUUGACCAUUACCAGUAACAGUUUACGUUAUUAGAAUACAAUCUGUGUGUUCUUAAGCUUCUGUAGGCAUCAAAUAACUGGUCUUCUACAAUGGAAAGAAAAUCACUGUGGGCACUACUUUGUUCCCAUUGAAGUCAGUGAGUUUUUUGCCACUCACUUCAGUGACAGCAGAAUUGGGUCCUUAUUGUGUUUUGUGUUUUAUUACCCACAAAGAAGGGAAUUCUGAAAGACAACAAACCGGCUGUUC